This is a messenger RNA of Solea senegalensis (Senegalese sole), 3875 nucleotides long. RefSeq names its product hypocretin (orexin) receptor 2 (gene hcrtr2). The record is from RefSeq and is a predicted model, not a curated record. Gene Ontology annotation, molecular function: orexin receptor activity. The transcript is spliced from 7 exons. Bases 191 to 1456 code for a protein of 421 amino acids. NCBI's taxonomy places the organism in Eukaryota, Metazoa, Chordata, Actinopteri, Pleuronectiformes, Soleidae. Gene Ontology annotation, biological process: circadian sleep/wake cycle process; feeding behavior; G protein-coupled receptor signaling pathway. Gene Ontology annotation, cellular component: membrane.
UGUUGAUGUUUGCCCCCCCGCUGAGGCUGUCCCUAUAGACACUGAGGGGAAGCCAGCGUCACGCUGAGGUCCGUGGAGCGCGUCUCGCUAGAGUGGAUCAUUCUCAUUCAUUCUGUGCCUAACCACCUGCUUCCACUGCAGACACACGCUCACAGCGAGGACGCGUCUCUCACCCACAGCAGCUGGAAGGAUGUCUGGCAUCACUGGGAAUUUGGACUCCGAGGAUUAUUUAUCUUCCGCACAUCUGGCCAACAGCACGGACAUUCAUCUGGACUCCGCCGUGGAUGAGGACGAUGAACUUCUGAGAUACAUCUGGAGAGAGUACUUGCACCCCAAGCAGUACGAAUGGGUUCUCAUUGUGGCUUACAUUAUUGUGUUCUUCGUUUCACUCAUUGGAAACUCGCUUGUUUGUUUUGCAGUGUGGAAAAACCGUCACAUGCGCACCGUGACCAACUAUUUCAUAGUGAAUCUGUCUUUUGCCGACGUCUUGGUCACCAUCAUCUGCCUGCCUGCGAGUCUUGUGGUGGACAUCACAGAGACAUGGUUCUUUGGAAAAACUCUUUGCAAAGUUGUACCUUAUCUGCAGACAAUCUCAGUCUCGGUGUCAGUCCUGACACUGAGUUGCAUAGCCCAAGAUCGUUGGUAUGCUAUCUGCCAUCCACUGAUGUUCAAGAGCACGGCCAAGAGGGCUCGCAGGAGUAUUGUUAUCAUCUGGAUUGUCUCAUGCAUCAUCAUGAUUCCGCAGGCUAUUGUGAUGGAGUGCAGCAGUUUGUUGCCUGAACUUACAAACAAGACCAGCCUGUUCACAGUGUGUGAUGAACACUGGGGAGCUGAGAUCUACCCAAAGGUGUAUCACACCUGUUUCUUCAUCGUCACCUACUUUGCACCAUUAUGUCUCAUGGUCCUGGCUUACAUCCAGAUAUGUCACAAGCUGUGGUGUCACCAGAUUCCUGGAAGCACAUCAGUGAUGCAGAGGAAGUGGAGAUCCAUCCAGUGCUCAGCUCCAGUCUCAGGCCCAGGGGAGCCGGUCAGGGUGAGGACCAGCACAGUUUGUGCCGAGAUCAAACAGGUUCGAGCGAGGCGCAAAACAGCUCGGAUGCUGAUGGUGGUGCUGUUUGUUUUCGCCCUGUGCUACCUGCCCAUCAGUGUGUUGAAUGUCAUGAAAAGAGUCUUUGGGACUUUCAAGAACACCGACAGAGAAACAGUGUACACAUGGUUCAUUUUCUCACAUUGGCUCAUAUAUGCCAACAGUGCGGCAAAUCCCAUCAUCUACAAUUUUCUCAGCGGGAAAUUUCGUGGGGAGUUCAAAGCAGCGUUUUCCUGCUGCUGUCACAGCCGAGGCCAAAAUGAAACAAAGAGGAUAAGGACGAGAACGAGCACAGAUAGCCGAAAGUCUCUGUCUACACAAGUGAACAACAUGGACAGUGUGUCAGGCAUUUCAGAUCAAAUAGUAUAGUCUUAUAAUUCACACGGGGGGAUUGUUCUACAUCGAGGUUCAAAUGGCACUUUUCUCACACACUCACACAUCGACAUUUAAACAUCUGUUUUGUUUCACACAAACCUCUGAAUGGGAAUGGGACAAGGACAUGAAUCAUGAUCAAGAACAAGCAUUAUUUAUAUUGCUAGUUGCUAUUUAAUAUUUAUUUCACAGCUAGGUGACGUGAUUAUAAUCGCAUAGGAUUUAUGUAUAACUUCUUAUUUGGUGCAUAAUCGGGGGUGGAGUGGCUCAGUGGUUAAGACCCUACCUUGUGUACCAAAGCCAUCAUGGUCGCAAGUUCGAUUCCACCCCACCCUAAUUGUACUUGAUUCCAUUGUAAGUGGCUUUGGAUAAAAGCGUCUGCUAAAUGACAUGUAAUGUAAUAAUCUCUAUUACACUUUAUGGGUUUAUUGGCUUGAGGAGCAGGUGCUAUAGAAAAUAGGUCUUAUAUUGGCUCAAUUUUGUAAUUUGUCUUCAUAAUAAGCAGAUGCCCAUCUUCAUAUUUGAGUGUAUACUGUAUGCCAUGCAUGUUUAAUCCGUGCCCACAGAGGAAUGGACUCAGAAUUGUACAAUGUUUUGGUUGCAGCUGUACACGCUGUGCAUACUGUUCACCUGGCAAUAAGUCUUCAACAUCGUAAACUAUGAAAUGUUUCACUGUUUUCUAAAAUGGCUGGGUUUUCCAAGCAACAACACCCAAUUAAUUAGAGUCAAAAUGCACUCAGAAAUCUAUCCGUCAGACACUAAAAAUGUGCAGAUAAAAAAAACACUCCUGAAAUGUACAUCAGAGAUUCGUUCAGCUAUAGAAAUCUGCAGCGUACACAUUUGUUUACAUGUGGCCUGUAAUUAAGAGUUAACAUGUAGAUGUUUUUUACAGCUACUAAGUGAUGAAUGUGAAUGAAAUGCAUUUUAAUGAAAUGCAUCGCUUUGAAAUAGUGUCUCUGGGUUAGAAAUCUGUGAAUGUAAAUGAAUAUUAUCUCUGCAAAGAGUGCCAGUUUCACACUUGUUUGUUUAUGAACACUCACGCCAGUACAGUGACAUUGUCUGAGGACUUUUCCGUGGCGAAGCCAGCACUUGUUCUUUCACUUCAAAACUCAGAUUCUUUCUGCCGAUCCACAGACUGAAUCAUCGAUUUUCGAGUCUCAAGCCUGUUUCUUUCUUUUCUCUUUUUCUUUUUAUGUACAAAGUAUUGCUUUAGGGAGGGUAUUAUGCUGAAAGGUUCCCCAUUGAGCAGCCUGUGAAAGUUUAAAAGUACAAAGCUAUUGAGACCAGAGACAGUAAAUUAAGAUGGAGUACAUGUUUUGACUCCCUCCCACUGCAGAAAAUGAAGCCAACAUUUUGCAGUUAUUGUUUAUUAGAGGCCAAAGAGUGCAGUGGAGUGUGCGUGGAGCUGCAGUGUCUCAUUGAAAAACACGAUCAAUUUUGUCUCAAUCUCAGCUGUCAAUCACAAAAGACAGUAUCAACUGCAACAAAUUAAAAUCAAAAUUUGCCAAUUUGGCCAGUUGCUAACAUUGAGGAGGUGGGGUUUAUGGCUUGUACUGCAGCCAGCCACCAGGGGGCGAUAAACACUCUUUGGCUUCACUUGUAGGGAGCUUUCAUGUUGCCCAACUUUGUUUACAGUUAAAAUGUAUAGAUUUGAAAAUGCAUUCUCAAAAUCAAAGGUUCAGAUUAUUACAGUGUUAGCACAUAAAUCAGGUAAAAGCAGCACAUCAAAUACUGUAAAACAAUUAAAUGUUAAAAUUACAACUUGUAAAAGCAAGUAGUCUUCAAAAACAACCAGCAGCAUAGCAAAGUGAGAGUAGUAUAAAGAAAAUGUAGUAAGUAAAAAAACAAUGACACACUUUUUCAGCUAAACUUAAUAUUGUCGUUGGCCAAAUGUUUACAUGUUAAGUCAGAAAUGUUUUAUUCCCAACGUUUGUGGAUGAGAGUAUUUUUUAUUCGUGUAAAUAAAUGAUAUUAUAACUGUAUAAUAUAAACAUCAGGGUACAGCUGGGCUCAAGUGCUUGACAAUUUCACUCAUUUGAGUCUUGACUUGAAUGUUAGUUCUUUGCAUAUCAUUUUUACCAACAUACUGUUAUGUUGUAGUCCAAAAAUAAAAACCUAUAUUGAGAAAACAGAACAUUACUUUGCACUUGCUCGUAAAAGAAAAGUGACGCAAUGCAUAGGCCGAAGCUCGCCGUCCUCAAUAGUGUUUUUACGAAAACAAUUUUUCUCUACCUGUUAAGUCUUUGUGAAGUUAUUGCUUUAAAUGUGAAGUGGUGUCUUGUCAAACGCAUUUUGUGUAUUGUAAACAUGCACUUUAUGGUGUAUUUUCACCUUUGGUUCAUUUGAGUGAGUUUUUACACUGAUAAUGAUAAUCUGCUGCUUCAUUGUGCUUGAUUAAUAAAAAGAAUGAACAUGA